Messenger RNA from Pogoniulus pusillus (Red-fronted tinkerbird), 6688 nucleotides. It is a transcript of the gene OBSL1, whose product is annotated as obscurin like cytoskeletal adaptor 1. The transcript has 25 exons. Gene Ontology annotation, molecular function: protein binding. The record is from RefSeq and is a predicted model, not a curated record. Lineage: Eukaryota; Metazoa; Chordata; Aves; Piciformes; Lybiidae. Bases 1 to 6534 code for a protein of 2177 amino acids.
AUGGUCCGGGUGACCGCCGGGUGCAAGGGGCGUCCCCUGUCCCUCCGAGCCCGUGAGGAAGCGCCUGAGUCCAGCCGGGUGCCCCCCGCCCGCGGCAGCCCCGCUGAUGAUCUGCCACCGCUGCUCCAGCCAGCUGCCUGCUGUGACCCUGGAGCUGUGGUGAUGGAGGGGUUUGGGGGAGCCCCCAGGUUCCUGGCCUACCCACGUGCCAUCACGGUGCAAAGCGGCAGUGACGCAGUCCUGAGCUGCCGGAUCACAGGCGACCCCCAGCCAAGCAUCCUCUGGGAGAAGGACAAGACCCCAGUUGAGCCAUCAAGCCGCUUCCACGUGGAGGCCAAGGGGAACCUGUACAGUCUGCUGGUGUCCCACACCAUCCCGCAGGACAGUGGGCUCUACGUCUGCAAGGCCAAGAACUGUGUUGGUGAAACCUAUGCUGCUGCUACUCUCAAGGUGGAGGUGGGCGAGCCCCAAGAGGAGGAGGGAUGCCCAGGCACCGAACCACCUGCUUUCCUUGUUGCCCCCUCGUCCACGAGAGCGUGCUGUGGGGAGGACGUGAUGUUCACCUGCAGGGUGUCUGGGCAGCCCUGUCCGGUGCUAGAGUGGGAGAAGGACGGGCGCAGGCUCCCGGACAUCUUCGAGAGCAGCCACUUUGCAGUGGGGCAGGAGCCAGAGGACUGGCACUUCCUGAAGCUCUUUGAUGUCCGGCCCCCAGACAGGGGUGUGUACAUAUGCCGGGCACGCAGUGGCUCCCAGGAAGCCCUGGCUGCUGCCGUGCUCCUGGUUGAGCCCUGCGUGCCACUGGGUGGGCUCCCCAACGGCUCUUCUGCUGACGGCCCUGAGCCGCUGGUGGAGCGGCAGCAGUGGUGGCAGCAGCACGUGGCAGGACGACAUGCAAGACCAGAGAGCUGGGUGCCCAACGGCACAGUGCUGGCCAGGGUGCCAAAGGCCAAGGCGUUCGCUGUGAGCGUGGGGAAGCAUGCCAAGUUUCGCUGCUACGUUACUGGCAAGCCCAAGCCAGAGAUCAUCUGGCAGAAGGACGGUGAGGCUCUCGCCCCCGGCCGCAGGCACCUCAUCUAUGAGGACCGGGAGGGCUACUUCACCCUGAAGGUGCUGUACUGCAAACCCCAGGACCAGGGGCUGUAUGUCUGCACCGCAUCCAACACUGCCGGCCACACCCUCAGCGCAGUGCAGCUCCAGGUGAAAGAGCACCGGCUGCGGUUCCAGGUGCAGCUGGCAGACGUGGAGGUGGCGGAGAGGGAGGAUGCCGUGCUGGAGUGCCAAGUGCCGCUGGAGACCAUCCCCACUGCCUGGUACCUGGAGGACAGGGAGCUGCAGCCCAGCCACAAGUACGUGAUGGAGGAGCGAGGAGUGGUGCGGCGCCUGACUAUCCGCGAUGCCCGCAUCGAUGAUGAUGGCAUCUACCUCUGCCAGAUGAAGGACAAGGGGCGAAGCAUUGCCGAGGUCUCUGUCCGAGGGGUGAUUGCAAAGCGGCUGCCACGGAAGCUGGACGUGAUGGAGGGGGAGAACGCAGUUUUCUGUGUGGAGACACGAGAGGUGGUGGAGGGGACCUGCUGGAGCCGGGAUGGGCUGCAGCUGAGAGAGUCACCCCACACUGUGCUGAAGAGCUUCGGCAGAACGCACCUGCUGGUGCUGGUGCACGUCACACGCCAGGACGCAGGCAUCAUCUCCUUCACCGUCGGCGAGUCACAGACAUCCUCCCAGCUCCGUGUCAAGUGUGUGAAGCGUGAUCCCCCGAGUGCACCGGUGGCAGCUGAGAUGAGCGUGGUGGAGAGCAACGUGGCCCUGCUGAGUUGGUGCCCCGCACCUGAUGCCCAUCUCCGGCCCCCCAGCCGCUACCUGCUAGAGCGGCGGGAGGCAGCGGGGGGUGAGUGGGUGCAGUGCCUCGCCACUGACCUGCCCGGCCGUGUGCGGGUGCUGGGUGGCAGCGUGCCCCAUGAGGCUGACUACUGCUUCCGCGUCUGCGCCGCCAACGAGCACGGCAGGAGCAGCCCCGUGGUAUUCCCUGGCUCCGUGCAUCUCGCCCCAGCAGCUCGCCUGGAGAAAGGUCUGCAGGACACAUGGGUGCAGGACGGUGAGGAUGUGCAGUUCUCCCUGGAGCUGUCGGCUGUGGUGCACGGCACCUGGUUCCUUAACGGGGUGAGACUGGGCGAGGAGGUGGGCGGCCGGUGCAGCGUGCGGCACUGCGGGACAGAGCACUCGCUGCUGAUCCGGAGAGCUCGGCUGGCCGACAGCGGGGCCCAGGUCACCUUUACGUCUGGCGAUGUGCGAGACUCAGCCACGCUGCAUGUGCACGCCCCACAGGUCCGCAUCGCACCGGUGCCUGAGGCCAAGCGGCUCCAGGAGGUGUCAGCAGGGUUGCCUGUGCUGCUGGAGUGCCAAGUGUCCUCCCCGGGUGCCCUUGUCCGCUGGUUGAAGGAUGGUGAGGCCGUGCCUCUGAAUGAUGUUACUGCAGUACAGGCAGAGGGCUGCAUGCGGAGGCUGCUCCUCCACUCAGCGAGUCCCUCGGACACGGGCGUGUACACCUGUGACACCGGGGACGACGCUGUGAGCUUUGCAGUGACCGUGACUGAGGCUCCGGUGAGGAUCGUCAGCUCCAAUGAGGAGGCUCCCCACACCUACACAGCUGGGCAGCGUGUGGAGCUGUGGUGCCAGCUGUCCCGCCUGGCAGCGCCGGUGCACUGGUACAAGGAUGGAGAGGAGGUGGAAGUGAGUGAGAGCCUGGUGCUGGAGCAGGAGGGGUUGCGGUGUCGGCUGGUGCUGCCUUGCGCUCAGCCACAGGACACAGGGGAGUUCGUCUGCGAUGCUGGUGGGGACUCUAUCUUCUACACCAUCACUGUGGCAGAGGCUCCGGUGAGGAUCGUCAGCUCCAAUGAGGAGGCUCCCCACACCUACACAGCUGGGCAGCGUGUGGAGCUGUGGUGCCAGCUGUCCCGCCUGGCAGCGCCGGUGCACUGGUACAAGGAUGGGGAGGAGGUGGAAGUGAGCGAGAGCCUGGUGCUGGAGCAGGAGGGGCUGCGGUGUCGGCUGGUGCUGCCCUGCGCCCAGCCACAGGACACAGGGGAGUUCGUCUGCGAUGCUGGCAAGGACUCUGUCUUCUACACUGUCACUGUGGCAGCCCCGAAGGUCUGCAUUGCCCCAGUAUCCAAGGAACGGCAGUUCCAGGAGGUGCUGGCAGGGCUGCCCGUGCUGCUGGAGUGCCAAGUGUCCCCCUCAGAUGCCUCUGUCCAUUGGCUGAAGGACGGCAAGGCUGUGGUCCCAACAGAGGUCCUGACCAUCUGCUCAGAGGGAAGCUCACGGAGGUUGUGCAUCCCUGCAGCUGUGCCAUCCGACUCAGGGAUGUACACCUGUGAUGCUGGGGAUGAUGCCACCAGCUUCAGGGUGACUGUGAGCGAAGCAUCAGUGAGGAUCGUUGGCUCCAACAAGGAGGCCUCCCAUGCCUACACAACUGGGCAGCGUGUGGAGCUGUGGUGCCAGCUGUCCCACCCAGCAGCUCAAGUACACUGGUACAAGGACAGGGAGGAGGUGGAGGUGGGCGAGAGCCUGGUGCUGGAGCAAGAGGGGCUGCGGUGCUGCCUGGUGCUGCCCUGCGCCUGGCCACAGGACACAGGGGAGUUCGUCUGCAAUGUUGGGGAUGCAUCUGUCUCCUACCAUGUCUCAGUGGCAGAGCCACCAGUAAGGAUCGUGCACCCUCAGCAGCGCUCGCUGGAGCUGGCAGCACAGGCGCCAGGGCGUGUGGAGCUGCGGUGUGAGCUCUCUGUCCCCGACGCUCCUGUGCAUUGGUUCAAGGAUGGGCUGGAGGUGGACGAGACCAAUAACCUGCUGCUGCUAGCCGAGGGGGCCUGGCGCUGCCUCCUCAUCCCCAGGAGCAGUGCAGAGGACACAGGCGAGUACAUCUGCCAGACCAAGGAUGAGGCUGUCUCCUUCGAAGUCAAGGUGUCAGAGCCACCAGUGAGGAUCCUGCAGCCCCAUAGACCAGUCCCUGUCAUGACAGUGUUCUUGGGGGAAACAGUGAUGCUGGGCUGUGAGCUGUCCCGCGCAGAUGCCCCAGUGCACUGGGCUAAGGAAGGCAUCAGGCUGGAGGCUGGGGGUAGCUUGGUCCUGGAGGAGGAGGGUGCCCAUCGCCGCCUGACCAUCCCUGUGGCCCAAGCCGAGCACUCUGGAAAAUACAUCUGUGAUGCUAUUGAUGACACAGUGACCUUCACUGUCCAAGUGCUGGACCCACUGGUCAGGAUCCUGGAGAAGGACAUCCUGCCGACCCACUGGCAUUGCCAGGCCAUGGAAGACCUCGUGCUGGAGCUGCACCUCUCACAUGCUCAUGGGGAGGUAAAGUGGUACAAGGAUGGGGAGAAGCUGCAAGACACAGGGCGUGUGCGGCUGGAGGAGGAUGGGACACGUCGCUCCCUCGUCAUCCUGGGUGCCACGGGCAGGGACACGGGCGAGUAUCUCUGCGACGCUGGCGAUGACAGCAUUGUCUUCUUCGUCACCGUGGAAGUUCCCAGGGUGGUGGAGAUCAUCACAGAGCUGCAGAACCUGACGGUGCUGGAGGGAGAGGAUGCCACCUUCAAGUGCCUGGUGUCCCCUGAGGAUGUGGCCGUGACUUGGCAGCUGAACGGCCAGCCUGUGGUUCCUGGAGAGAGGCUGCUGGUGACAAGGAGCGGAUUAUGCCACAGCCUCACUGUCCGACAGUGCCAGUCAGGAGAUGCAGGCACUGUGACAGCCAAUGCCGAAGGGCUGGUGAGCACCGCUCGGCUGAGUGUGCAAGAGGCACAGGUGCUGUUUGUACGGAAGCUGCAGGACAUGGUGGCAGAGGAGCAGGGGGAUGCAUGCCUGGAGGUGGAGGUGAGCCAUGAGGCUGCUGAGGUGCAGUGGCUGAAGCAGGGUAUCCUCCUCCAACCAAGCAGCAAGUACCAGCUGCAGGAGUCCGGGUGCCGGCGCACCCUCACCAUCCGCUGCCUCAGCCCUGCCGACCGUGGCACCUACCGCUGUGAAAGCCUGCACGACCGCACGCAGGCCAAGCUCUAUGUGGAGCGUGAGUACCAUGAUGGGGAAGAAACCAACCCUUUCUGGCUACAACUUCCCUUCAAUGAUGCAGGCCAGAAUGCCAUUGGGUCUCUUGCCUACCUGGGCACACUGAUGGCUCAUGUUCAGCCUACUAUAUACCAGUACACCCAGAUCCCUUUCUUCCUGGCUGCUCUCAGCCACUCUGUCCUCAGCUCUCCUUUUCCACCAUAUCUGCUUCUUUCCCACCUCCCACUGUGUUUUGCCCUUUUCCCCCCAAACUCAGAGCACCUGGGUGCUGUUGAGUCUCCUCCCACCCCAGGUGUGGCCACUUUGCCCUCCCAACUGCCCACUCCCCUUUAUAAUCAGCUCCAGGAAAGGCAGAAGUCCCAAGUUUGCCCAACUGGGCAGAGGGAUCCUCCUCCUCUCAUCACCGCCCAGAAGGUGUCGAUCCGGACACCACUGGCAGAUGUGGAGACCUUUGAGAAGGAGACAGCUACCUUCUUCUUGGAGCUGUCUCACCCUGGUGUGCCUGGCGUCUGGACGCGAGACGGCAUCCGGGUGAAGCCCAGCAGCAGGUGCCGAAUCACUGCCACGGGCUGUGGGCACAGCCUGACGCUGGAAGGGCUGACACUGGAGGACUCGGGCACCGUCACCUUCACCACUGAUACCCUGCGCUGCACUGCUCGCCUGGUUGUGUUGGAACCUCCAGUCACUAUGGUGAGGGUCCCACAGGACGUGGGGGUCCUGGAGACAGCAGUUGCAAGCUUCGAAUGUGAGCUGUCUCGCCCCAGCGCAGAGGUGAAGUGGUUCAAGGACGGGCAGGAGCUGCGUCCGGGUCCCAACUGCCGCAUCUACUCAGCGGGUCGGCGCCGCAUCCUGCAGUUGAGCCACUGUGCGCUGGCCGACGCUGGCACCUACACCUGCGACGUGGGUGGCUGCCAGGCUUCAGCUACACUGCAUGUCCAGGAGCGCCAGGUCCGCAUCGUGCAGGAGCUGCAGGACGCCCAGGUGCAGGAGGGCGACAAUGCCGUCUUCACCUGUGAGGUGUCACAUGGGGACAUAAAGGGCGAGUGGUUCCGGGAUGGGGAGAAAAUCAAGGUUUCCAGCAAAGUCAAGACACGGCAAGAAGGGACUCGGCAUUUCCUGCUGUUCUGCGGGGCGUGCCCCGAGGACGAGGGACUCAUCCGGUUCGCAGCCGGGACAGCGGCCGUCUCGGAGGCUAGUCUGCGGGUGCAAGCACUGCCUAUCCGGAUCGUGAAGCCACUGCGGGACAAGACGGUGCUGGCGCGGCACAAAGCAACACUGGAGUGCACUGUGUCCCACGCCCGAGGCCGGGUGCGCUGGCUCCGCGGGGACACGGAGAUCUUUGCCGGCGACAAGUACGAGAUCUGCAAUCUGGACUGCUACCGCACGCUCAUCAUCAAUCACGUGGGCCCCGAGGACGAGGACUCGUACACUUGUGAUGCCUUUGAUGACCGCUCCACUGCCCGGCUCCUCGUGGAGGGGAGCUAGAAGCCAGGAUGCAGUACUCGGGGGCUGCACAGAGACAACAGACACCGCUGUCGGGAGAUGGGGUUAUGCUUCACCUGGGAUGCACGGACACACAAACACCAUCCCCAGUCUGCCGUGGCCUCAGGGCUCUGCAUUAAACAGCUUUUUUUUUUUU